AUGAGUGACUUUGAAUCAUCUGAUGAUGCCGAUACAGAUCCUUCAACGUUAUCUGACAUGGAUUCUGAUUCAGACAUAGAAGAUCUUGUGGAAGAAAGGAUAAGGCCCAAAAAUCAAAAUUUUUUUGAAAACAUAAUUCCCCAGUUCAAUAGAGGUGAAUUUAUUGAACAUUUCAGAGUAAGCCCCGCCGUAGCAAAUCUAAUAAGAUUUUUAACAAGUGAAUACUAUGCAUCACAAACAGGGCCUUAUGGAAAAUUAACUCCAUUGCAGCACACAUAUAUUUUUUUGUGGUAUGCAGGCCACCAGACAUCAAGUUAUCGCGAUGUAGCAGAUAGAUUUUGCAUAACUAUUAGUGCUUUAUUUAGAGUUAUCAAAAGGAUGACAUAUUUUUUGAGCAACCUUUCUGCCGAAGUUAUAACUUGGCCAAAUGCCGAAGAAAAACUGGAAAUAGAGCACUUUUUCAAUGAAAAAAACGGCUUCCCAGGAAUUAUAGGUAUCAUCGAUAGAACUCAUAUAAAAAUCGAUAAACCUGAAGAAGAUCCCGAAUCUUAUAUAACCGUAAAGGGUAUUAUUCCAUUCAGGUAUGAAAAUGUCUAA
This is a messenger RNA of Sitophilus oryzae (rice weevil), 597 nucleotides long. RefSeq lists its product as uncharacterized. The coding region runs from base 1 to 597 and encodes 198 amino acids. The transcript has a single exon. Lineage: Eukaryota; Metazoa; Arthropoda; Insecta; Coleoptera; Curculionidae. The record is from RefSeq and is a predicted model, not a curated record.